AUGAGUUAUGAAGUACUAAGUUGGGAUAAGAUAGGAUUUGGUAAUUUUGGUAAUUCUUCCAAUAACAGGCUGGAAGAUGCACAAUCGAAAAAUAAAGUGGAAACAAAGCUUAUGUCUAUGUGGAAUAAUAUGAAAUAUGGCUGGACAGUUAAAAUUCGUACAAAUUUCUCAAAAGAGCUCCCAGUUUGGCUUUUGGGUAGAUGCUACCACAAAAAAUCUCCAUCGCCGGAGUCUUCGGUGGAAGUUUUGGGUAGCUCAAUUAGUUCCAUGGAACUUGCUACUGAUGCAACCGGCAUGGAUAAUGUUUGGGAAGGAGAUAGUGGUAUAGAAGGUUUCAAAUUAGAUUUUACAUCUCGACUUUGGCUCACAUAUCGCAGAGAAUUUGCAACUUUGCGAAGCAACAAUACUGGGCCUUCAUUUUCAUCAGAUUGUGGUUGGGGAUGCAUGCUCAGGAGUGGACAAAUGAUGCUGGCUCAAGCUCUGAUUUGCCAUUUUCUUGGAAGAGGCUGGCGUUGGCAUGGUGAACGCAGUGGGAUGCACAUGACUGCUGCUGCAUUUCAAGAAGACAGGUUGCAUCGAAUGAUUGUGAAAUGGUUCGGAGACAAAUCCUCCAAGAACAGCCCGCUUUCCAUACACGCAUUGGUAGCCCUUGGAGAGCAGGCCGGCAGACGGGCUGGUGACUGGUACGGACCAGGGGCUGUGGCACAUCUUUUAAAGCAAGCGGUUCAGCAAGCGGCUCAAGAAAACACCGAAUUAGAUAAUCUCGCUGUUUAUGUUGCUCAAGAUUGCGCAGUGUAUUUACAAGAUGUUUUGGACUGUUGUCAACCUACUGCAAAAAUAAAUGCUACACCACCUUGGAAACAGAAAUCUUCAAGUUCGCAAAGUAAUACUGAACGAGUCAGUACAAAUUCUGCUUGGAAAGCACUAGUUCUUUUAGUACCAUUAAGAUUAGGAGCAGAAAAAUUAAAUCAAAUUUAUGGUCCUUGUUUGCUGGCUAUGUUGAGUCAGGAAAGUUGUAUAGGUAUUAUUGGUGGAAGGCCAAGGCAUUCCUUAUAUUUUAUAGGAUAUCAAGAUGACAAAUUAAUACAUUUGGAUCCACAUUACUGCCAGGAUGCUGUAGACGUGUGGGUACCAGAUUUUCCAUUACAGUCAUUCCAUUGUAAAAGUCCUCGGAAGAUGAAUCUCUCAAAGAUAGAUCCCAGUUGUUGUAUAGGGUUUUAUUUACCAACUCGUCAUGAAUUCGAAUCGUUUGUACAAAAUAUACAAGAGUACUUAGUUCCACCCAGUUGUGUUCCUGGAUCCAGCGAAUAUCCAAUGUUUGUAUUUUGUGAAGGAAAAAGUACACAAGCCCAAGGAACGCCUCUAAAUAUCUCCAGAUAUUGUCCAUCUUCUCAACUUCUUCAAAGUGAUAGCGACUUUGAAACAGAAGAAUUUGAACUUCUCUGAAGGCAUUUUAUUGCAUUUGGCAAGUGUUAACAUUCUAUCAUCAAGGAAAUCAAUAAAUAGAUAAGUAAGUAUAUUUAAAUCACCUCUAAAAUAUGUUAUCUAUAGAUUCAUUAAAAUUUCAUGACAAAUACAUUUGCAAGAUCUGCGAAAUAUCAUCUGCAUAUCACUUGCACAUCAUUUACUUAUUUACUAGUAUCGUGUCAUUUU
Messenger RNA from Ctenocephalides felis (cat flea), 1653 nucleotides. RefSeq names its product cysteine protease ATG4D (gene Atg4b). Lineage: Eukaryota; Metazoa; Arthropoda; Insecta; Siphonaptera; Pulicidae. Gene Ontology annotation, molecular function: protein-phosphatidylethanolamide deconjugating activity. The record is from RefSeq and is a predicted model, not a curated record. The transcript has 9 exons. Bases 1 to 1446 code for a protein of 481 amino acids.